UCUUGGAACUUACCAAAAAUAUGUUUCAUUGUUGUCCUAGUUUCAAUUCCUUUUAUGCAAUUAGUAGCUGCUACCAAAAAAAAAAUCUCUCUCUUAUGCAGCUCUCUGGCUGAUAUAAUGUUCAUGUUUCUGUUUGCACAAUGUUUUUUUUUUAUUUGUAAUGUUGUUUUCUAUAUUAACUCUUUUGAUUUGGAUAACAUAUAUUUCUAUAAGCAAACCAGGAAACAUAUUUAACUUUUUUUGUCCUAAUUUGUUCACAAGAACAGCUAUUGAAAGCCUUUUCUUUUUCAUGCAACCUUCCAAGGCAAUGCUGUCAAAGACACCCAUUUUCUAUUCUAUGGGAGAGGGUUCUCCUGUCUUGGCUUUAGGAAUGUCAUUGCUUUAUCCAUUACUGCGCAUCCAUGCUCAAGGAUAAUCUAUUCCACGUUGCCAACUGCAGUAGAAAAUUUUCAUAGUAAUUGCGGAAUAGUUUGGUAAAAUCAUUGUAUGCAGAAUUAGUCUGCCUAUACGCAUUGUUUUCUCAGUGUCUUGAGGAUAAAGCUGGCAUUUGGCAUACAAAAUAAAGUAGUGUGCAACUGCUUGGUGCUAUGGCAUACUGUGCUCCUCGGCAACUGUCCCAAUGCCUCCCAAAGAUUGUGCCGAAACUUACCGAGAUUUUGAUGGGUAAACAUCCAGAAGUCCAGUCAGCAGGGCAGACGGCUCUUCAGCAGUGUUAUUGGAUACCCAGAAAUAUCUUCUGUCUUUUCCACUCUUCUGGAGGGUCUUACAGAUCCAAUGAGUAUACAAAAUAUUCUCUGGAUGUUCUCCUCCUCCAAGUCUUCUCAUCAACAUGUUCUGGUGUUAUUAAAUACGCUGCUAUAUGAUGAGAUAUGCAAUGUGCAUUAGUGCAUAGUAGGUUGUACACCCAUUCGAUGUUCAGAGCCUUAGACGAAAGGGGAGUUAAGUAUG
Messenger RNA from Tripterygium wilfordii, 948 nucleotides. RefSeq names its product protein ILITYHIA-like. Gene Ontology annotation, molecular function: protein kinase regulator activity. NCBI's taxonomy places the organism in Eukaryota, Viridiplantae, Streptophyta, Magnoliopsida, Celastrales, Celastraceae. The record is from RefSeq and is a predicted model, not a curated record. The coding region runs from base 588 to 863 and encodes 91 amino acids. Gene Ontology annotation, cellular component: cytosol. Gene Ontology annotation, biological process: cellular response to amino acid starvation; regulation of translation. The transcript is spliced from 5 exons.